AUGGGGAGGUUUAUCCUCGGUGCAACUUCUGCAGCUUCUGCUGCUCUGGACACUGCUGGCAGCUGGCUCUGCGCGCUGGAGAGGCGAAGGGGACCAGCCCCCACCUGCAGAGCAUCUUUCUUGGCCGCUGCCACCGAGUAUCUCCAGCAGUUCAGUCCGGAGCAGCGGAACAAGAACUGCACGGCCAUCUGGGAAGCUUUUCAGGUGGUUCUGGACAAGGACCCCUGCAACGUGCUACCCUCGGAUUAUGACCUGUUCCUGGAGCUCUCCAAACACAGUAUCCCCAAAGACCAAAGUCUUUUUUGGGAAAACAAUCAUCUACUGGUCAUGAGCUACUCGGAGAUGGGAAGGCGCAUCAUGCCUCUGUGCGAUGUUCUCUAUGGCCUGGUGGGAGAUUUCCUGAGCUGGUGCAGAGAGAAAAAUGGCACGGGACUCGAUUAUCAAUCCUGUCCUACUUCAGAAGAUUGUGAGAACAACCCAGUGGAUUCCUACUGGAAAAGAGCCUCCAUGCAGUAUUCAAAGGAUAGUUCCGGGGUGAUAUAUGUCAUGCUAAAUGGUUCAGAGCCAACAGGAGCCUAUCCUCUGAAAGGUUUUUUUGCAGAUUAUGAAAUCCCCUACUUCCAGAAGGAUAAAGUCACACGAUUUGAGGUCUGGGUUAUGCAUGAUAUUGGAAAACCAAAAGUGGAAUCCUGCGGAGAGGGCAGUGUGAAAAUCCUGCAAGAGAGACUGGAGAAAAUGGGUUUUCAGUACAGCUGUAUUGACGAUUACCGACCAGUGAAGCUCUUGAUGUGUGUGGACCACAGCUCCCAUCCCGACUGCACCUUGACUUCGGCAGCGGCAUCUGCUCAGAGACACGCACUGCCUCUCUCUGCCCAAAGCCUUGCGGCCCUGAUCCUUCCUCUCUUCCUGGCUCUGGCCUCAGCGACUCAAAUGUAAAUAGAGACACUCAGGUGUGCUGCCCGAAGAGCCAGCCCUAAACCCAGCCUUGCACUGCUAUGCUCCUACCCUUGGAUCAAGACAUCCUUUGGCUGAAGAUGCCUCCUGUCAGGACACAGUGUACCACAAAGUAUUUUUAUGAGAGGCGUGCACCCAGGAUCCAGGAAUCAGACCGUGAUCUCAGCCUGUUUCAUAGGGUAAAACAGCUUUAUUGGAAUUAAACAAACUUUAUUUUCUUUAUUUUGCUAAUGAGUGAAAGCACUGAGACCCAAGAUUGUGUAUAUAAUAAAAAAUUUUUUU
Suncus etruscus (white-toothed pygmy shrew) is the source of this 1236-nucleotide messenger RNA. It is a transcript of the gene BST1, whose product is annotated as bone marrow stromal cell antigen 1. Gene Ontology annotation, molecular function: phosphorus-oxygen lyase activity; NAD+ nucleosidase activity. Lineage: Eukaryota; Metazoa; Chordata; Mammalia; Eulipotyphla; Soricidae. Gene Ontology annotation, cellular component: plasma membrane. The record is from RefSeq and is a predicted model, not a curated record. Gene Ontology annotation, biological process: positive regulation of B cell proliferation.